AUGCUGUCCAUAAAUAUUUUUGGUUGGGAGCUUUCAACAAUAGUUAUUGAAGGAAAUUCAUUUUAUAUUGUGGAUGACAAUCUAUAUGCAUUGUUUGGAUAUGUAAACAUAAAAACAAGAGUUGGAUAUCUGAAGGAACUGUGUUUUUCAAAAGCUCAGAAAUAUCCUUUUAUUUUACGUGAGUCUGGCCAGGUUCAGAAAAGCACAGAAGGUGUGAGUAAGUCCUCCUGCAAACUUAUGUCUGGUGAGAAAUAUAUAUUAACUCCGGACAUGUUGUCUUUAAUGCCUUUGGAGAAGCAAGACCAAGGCGAAGCAAAACUCAGGAGUGUAGUUUGUACAAAUUCUUUUGUAAAAGAACUAUCCCAGCUUAUUACUCUGGUUCCACCUCACAACACCGAGAGUGUUUCCUGUGCAAGCUACUCCAGCCAUCCUCAACCAACUACACCAUCUUUGCCACCAUCUACUCCACCACCUUCAUCGCUAAUCAAUGCUUUCAACCCAUCACCAAGACCAUCAGCCCGUAAAAGAAAAACAAAUGGUGAUUGCCAGUGUCGAAGUUUAUUUAAAAGGCGAAUGAUUGUCUCUGACAACACCUCAGCACGAAGCAAGCGGCGAAGGGUUUUGGCAUCAAAGCGGUUGUUUAUGUCGUUGGGCGAGAAACGGCCCCCACAUAUCAACAUGGGUAAAGUCGAAUUUGAUGUAAGAACAACCAAGGCUGGUGACGAGAGUGUUCAUGUGGUUCUAAAUAUGUCCGAAGCUCAAGGUCCACAACAGCCACUUGAAAUCGCUCAGCGAGUCACAACAACAACACCUGAGACUACUCCUGCACUUCCGCAGAUAGCAAGUCGAGAAGAUGAGAUUCAAGUAGCUGUUAUGGACCAGAAACUUAAUUGUGUCCAAAACCCAGUACCAUGA
This is a messenger RNA of Paramuricea clavata, 915 nucleotides long. The record is from the annotation of a GenBank genome assembly. Lineage: Eukaryota; Metazoa; Cnidaria; Anthozoa; Malacalcyonacea; Plexauridae.